CCGGAUACUUUGAGAAACAAACCCGGAGAAGAGAUCAGCCCAGUCGGACCAUGUCGGGACACCGGGUGCAGUUCGCGGACCUUCCUCCCAGUGAGCACAAAGGAAGUCCCAGAUUGAACAAACAAACCAAAAGCAACCUGAAGGUAACCUCCCCAGAGGACGCCCAGCACGUAAGCCGCCGACAGGCCUCCCCAAAUGGGACUGGCCUUUCAAAGGGGGACGCCAAAGGCAGCCGCACUGUCCCUCGUAGGCACACAUUAGGGGGAGCCCGCGGCUCCCGUGAGAUCCUGGCGAUGCAGCCGCCAGAAAUGGACAAGAAGAGGGAGGCCUUCCUGGAGCAUCUGAAGCAGAAAUACCCCCAUCAUGCCUCAGCGAUCAUGGGCCACCAGGAAAGGCUCCGAGAGCAGAGCAGAAGCCCAAAGCACGGCCCGCAUUCCGGCGUCGGCGACCAGGUUGACCACCUAUCCUUGGCCUCCCUGGACUCGUUGGACGCCAUGUCUGAGGCCGACUCACCUACAGGCUUCACCCGGGGCAGCCGGAUUCGUGCUAGCCUGCCCGUGGUGCGAUCGACCAACCAGACAAAGGACCGCUCGCUAGGUGUGCUGUACCUGCAGUACGGGGACGAGACCAAACAAAUCCGCAUGCCGAAUGAGAUCACCAGUAUCGACACUAUCAGAGCUCUGUUUGUUAGUGCCUUCCCACAGCUGCUCACCAUGAAGAUGCUGGAGUCGCCCAGCGUCGCCGUCUACGUCAAGGACGACAUGAGAAACAUGUACUACGAGCUCUCUGAUGUCAGGAACAUUGCAGAUCACUCCUGCCUGAAGGUCUACAACAAAGACCCGGCACAGGCGUUCAGCCAUGGUCCGAGACCUGCCAAUGGCGAUGCCAGGAUGCACAGUGAAAUGAUGCAUGGCGCUCGUGAUGGCCCACACCCUCUGAGACAGCCACCCAUGGGUCCCCCACCACACCACCCGAUGCAGGGAGCACUUCCCCCAACUCCCCACUCCAUGCCCCCAUCCCCCUCCAGAAUCCCGUUUGGACCAAGGCAGGGCUCCAUACCUGGCAACGCGACUAUCCCAAGGGACCGGCUGUCUAGUGCUAACUCUCCCGCCCGCUCCAUCUCACCCUGUCCGAGCGCCAUCCUGGAGAGACGGGAUGUCAAGCCAGAUGAGGAGAGGGGCGGUAAAAGCCACACUCUAUCUAGGGGAAAUGAGGGGUUGUAUGCAGACCCAUACUUGCUCCAAGAGGGAAGAAUGAGCAUGGCUUCUGCCCAUGGACCACAUCCCAACCCUGGGCUUGAUGGUCCAGAUCAUGGCAUGGGGGGAUUUCACCGUGCCUCCAUUCGCUCCACUAGCUCUUACAGUGGGCCCAGCCCCACAGACACUAUGGAUCACCCAUCUCUAUACAGGCAGAAGUCCAGAAACAGCCAGCUGCCUACUUUGGGCUCAAAGACUCCUCCCCCAUCCCCUCACCGGAUGGCUGAGGUACGGAUGAUUGACAUCCAUGGCGGGCCUCCUCCUCAUGGCGUUCCACCUCAUGGUGUUCCCAUGGAGAGAAGCUCACCUGUGCGCCAGUCAUUCAGGAAGGAGGAAGUGGCAGGGACCAAGCCCCGGAACAACAUGGGAUCACCUGUAGUUCCAGACCUCCAGGGUCACCCCCAGGGCCCCAUCGCAGUUGCCAGUGAGCAUCAGACACGAGUGCGAAUGAAGGCUAUGGAGCAACAGAUUGCCAGCUUGACUGGUCUUGUUCAGCAUGCACUUUUAAAGGAGCCAAACACUAGUGGCACCAAGGAGCUAAUAAGUGAGAGACCGCCGAAGACAUCAUCUCCAGCCCACAGUGCACAUAGCUCAGGUGGUUCCCCAGUGUUGGCUCCCAAGAGCAGCGCAGCUCCAUUAAACAAGGGUCCAGUUCCUCUCAAAGUCAACCUCCUGCAGUUCAGGAAGAAUGUUUCUGACCUCAGGAUGCAACUCCAUCAGAUGAGGCAACAGCAGGUCCAGAACCAAGAGGCAUUACGUGUCCAGCUGAAGCGGGCAGAGCAGGAAAUCAGUGUUAAACUUGCAGAGGCCAUGCGAGGCCUGGAGGACCCUGUGCAGAGACAGAGGGCUUUGGUAGAAGAGGACAGGCACAAGUACUUGGGUCUGGAGGAGCGUGUCCUCACACAGCUCGGUGAGCUGGAGCAGUUUGUAGGCUCCCUGCAGAAAGACUCAGCAGUGACACACAGAGUAGUGACUCUGAAGGAUGUGGAGGAGGGAGCGGUGACUCUGAGGAAGGUGGGAGAAUCUCUGGCAGGGCUCAAAGGAGAGUUCCCAGCCCUACAAACGAAAAUGCGGUCAGUGCUCAGGGUGGAAGUGGAAGCGGUCAAGUUUUUGAAGGAGGAGCCUCAUAAACUGGACAGCAUGCUGAAAAGGGUCAAGAGCCUGACUGACACACUCAGCAGUCUGAGAAGAUGUGCUACUGAUGGCCCGCAGAAAGGACCUGAUCCACCUGCUAAUGUCCCAGUGGACAACAGCUCUUCAGCAGCAGCAGAAGCUCCUGCACCAUCAGUCCAGCCUGGCUCCGCAGCAGCCCCGGUGGAGCCCCAGAGCUCCACCAUCAAGUCAGAGGUGAUGCCCUCCUCUCCGGUGGUCAUCCAUCAUGUCCAGAGCUCCCCGGUCAACAUACAGCAUUCCCAGCAGUCUGCAGCCUUGAUAACUCAGCCCAGUCCACCGCUCACCCCCAGCCCCUCUCACAUCCCCAGUCCCACCCCGAGCAAGAGUCAAGGUCGGGACUCUCCCAAGGGAGCAGCCUCCGAUCCACCAAGUCCUGCCCGUCAAAAGAAGACACAAGGGAACCCAGUGAAUAAUGGCAACGGCACUGCCCCCCAGGGUCUUAUCAUAAAGGAGCUCCAGAACAGUGAGGACAAGAGCAAAAACAGAGCUAUGUCCAUUAAGGUAGCAGAGAAGGAGUGGGAAGAGAGGAGGCAGAACAUGGGUCACUAUGAUGGCAAAGAGUUUGAGAAGAUCCUCCAGGAAGCCCAGGCCAACAUGAUGAAGGGCAUCCCCAGUCUAGAGGUGGAGGAGAACCCAGCAAUGACCCCUGAUGCCACUGCAGAACAAGCAGACAUCCACAGCCCUGUGGAGUCACCGACAGAGCCCCAGUCUGAGCCUCACUCUGACAAACCAGGCAGGAAGGGGCCUGAGAAACUCCCGAAGCCUGUGAUGGAGAAACCAGCUAAACCUGCACUGGAUAGACCCUCCAUGACUGCCACCAAGCCAGCCCCCACUGAGAGCUUUACAAAGCAGGGGUCUGAAAAGCCCAGCAAGUCGCCACCACCACCACCUCCUCCAAGGAAGACCUUCUCCAGCUCAAGCUCAGGCAUGACCACCACACGCUCCGGCGAAGUGGUCUACACCAGCAGGAAAGAGUCCGUCUCGUCUCAGGAGGGUGAAGAGGACACUCCACUUCCCAGUCCCCAAUCGAAGCCCAACAAGGUUCCGCCAGAGACCAAGCCGAAGCCAGCCACCCCUCCCCCCGUCACUCCUCCUGUAACCAGAGAAGAGGAGGAUGAAGGGGAAAAGAUCAUGGCAGAGCUCCAGGCUUUCCAGAAGUGCACGGUUAAGGAUGUAGGGGUGAAAAAUUUGGUAGAACCCACCUCACGAAUUGAACCACAAAUCAGAGAACUAAGACCGGGGGCCUUAUUGCCCCUCAAAGAGAAAAAGAACACCAGUGUCGCUUCCCCUUCUAGUCGGAUGCCCGUCCCUUUGUCUGCGAAGUCCAGGCAGUCGCCGGGUACUACUGACAAAGCAGGAAAACAGCAAAAACUGCAGGACGCUCAGAGGCAGUUCCGACAGGCUAACGGAAGUGCUAAAAGAGUGGGAGGGGAUCAUAAAACUACUUCCCCUACUACACCCACCUCUAAAAUCCCUGCUUUUUAUCCUAGCUCUACUAAAGGCAGCUCCCAGUCUGGGCAAAACUCAGAUGCUACUAAUCCCAUUAACCCUUCCUCUUCCUCCUCCUCCUCCUCCUCCUCCUCCUCCUCCUCUGUAAUGAAAUCCACCAUCCUUUCCUCUCCCGCUCCUCGUUCUGGUUCCCAACCCUCCUCCCACAUCCCCUCCCUGUCUAACGGAUCCCUCAAACUCCCCACACCCUCACAGCACACAGGUAAAGCUCUCUCGUUCUCCUCGCAGACUCAGAAUGGUCGAGUGACUCCUCCUCCUCCUCCUCUCCAUUUCUCCUCCUCCUCCUCCUCCUCAUCCUCCUCCUCCUCCCCCUCCCCUCUGUCGCCCACUCCUUUGGGCCCAGGUGGAAAGAGCAUCCGCACCAUACACACCCCCAGCUUCACCAGCUACAGGUCCCACAACGGCAGCAGCGGCAAAUCCUGCAUCCCAACAGCCACAGCAGCUAAGGACACUACUUAGCCCCAAUAUGGCCCCUCUGGCUGUACCGCAUAGCAGAAGAGCUUGUCAUGUUUCAUUUUGUAUCAUUUUGGUUUGCUGUUUUUUUUUCUGUUCCUGUAAAAGUAUUAAGUGAUGCACUCCCCCACUUCAUGUUUUAUUUGACACUGGCAUUAUUGCACCAAUGCUUCUAUCUCCUCUAAGUUGCGAUUUACAUUUUUUUUUUUCUUUUAAAUUCUUGGAUUCAGAUUUUUUCAUUGAGGUGUACCACAUGUUCUUUCAAAACAUUUUAUAAUGGAACUAAAAAAGAUUUAGUUUUACCAUUUAAAGAGGAAAGUGGAAGGCUCUCGUGGUGUUGAAAAUCUAUUUUUCUUGCUGUAGCUAUGAAUAGGGAAUAUAGAGUUGAUGUACAAUCACGAAGUACCAUGUAAAAAAAUGUGUUUUAUUUUUCAAACCAGAGAUUGAAUAACCAUAGUAUAUUUAAUCUUCUAUAUUUCUUAUGUUGCCAGACAUUCAACACAGUCCCUGUAAAUGCCUUUUAUGAGUGUAUACAUAAUGUAUACAGACGUGUUAAAGUUGAACUCAUUAUUAACUUCUGUUUUCUAAGAGUAUUCUCUCAUUUUUCACCCAUAUGAACUGCCAAUUUCUUUUACAGAUAUGUAAAAACUGGUAUCUUAAGUAAUACAAGUUUUCAUUUUAGUGUGCCUAUUUGCCAAAGUUGUUGAACAAUGACUCACUUCAGGCCUAACCCAGUCACAAGAUUUAGGGCAAUUUACAUGCACUCUCUUGGUGCGAUGGCUGAAGUGGUGACCUCAGUGUCUGUACUGGUGGUCUUGGUUCGUUAAGUUAACAUGUAUUGUUGUCUAAAUGUAAACUGUACUAAAACAAAGUAAAUCAGUUCUACCACAUGUACAUAGAUGCUUCUACUAAGAAAAUAAGUAGUUUUGUUAACAUACCAAAGUUUAUUUGUAUGCAUGCCUUUCAAAGACUUUAGGAGAGUGGUGUAAAAAAAGAA
Messenger RNA from Anoplopoma fimbria (sablefish), 5388 nucleotides. Its product is annotated as sickle tail protein homolog. Lineage: Eukaryota; Metazoa; Chordata; Actinopteri; Perciformes; Anoplopomatidae. The record is from RefSeq and is a predicted model, not a curated record. Gene Ontology annotation, cellular component: cytoplasm.